Molecule: messenger RNA, 5850 nt
Organism: Gadus morhua (Atlantic cod)
Lineage: Eukaryota; Metazoa; Chordata; Actinopteri; Gadiformes; Gadidae
Gene: trpm2
Product: transient receptor potential cation channel, subfamily M, member 2
Exons: 32
Coding region: 18-4424 (1468 amino acids)
Biological process (GO): calcium ion transmembrane transport
Cellular component (GO): plasma membrane
Molecular function (GO): ligand-gated calcium channel activity
Source: RefSeq, a predicted model, not a curated record
CUGGCUCCAGCAGCACCAUGCAGGCUGGCAAGGCGGAGGUGGGCUACACCCCCUCCAUCCCGUCGCUAACGCUCAGUGUGGGCUGCUGCUCCAAGCUCCUGUCUCUCUGUCCUCCCUCCCAGCGCUAUGCUGCUGCCUCCUGGUUCCGGGACAACAUCAAAAAGAAGGAAUGCCUUCUCUUUUCAGAAGGCAAAAAGGAAGGGUUCUGUCAGUGUGGCUACCCUAGGUCCCUGCAUGAGGAGGCGGCCCUGAAGCCAGCAGGCGGUGCCGGCCAGUCCUGGGACCGACACCAACACACCCACGAGGUCCCUACCGAUGCCUUCGGGGAGGUGGUCUUCGGGGGUCUGGGUCAGAAGACCAGCAAGUAUGCCCGUGUGUCAAUAGAUACCACCCCUGAGGUGUUGUACAAGCUGCUGACGGAACAGUGGGGACUAACCCCCCCCAACCUGCUGAUCUCGGUGACCGGGGGGGCCAAGAACUUCUACCUGAGGGCCCGCCUCAAAAGCAUGUUCCACAGGGGCCUCAUCAAGGUCGCCAAGACAACAGGGGCGUGGAUAAUGACGGGGGGCAGCCACGCGGGGGUGAUGAAGUACGUGGGCCAGGCGGUCAGGGACCAGGCCCUGAGCAGCAGGUCCACCCACGGCCAGAUGGUGGCCAUCGGGAUGGCCUCCUGGGGGGCCAUUCACAACCGGCAGGCACUGGUCCACCCCCAGGGGCUCCACCUGGCCAGGUACUCCAUGGACGUGCAGGGCCAGGGCCGGCUGACCUGCCUGGACGACAACCACAGCCACUUCCUUCUGGUGGACGAUGGGACCCACGGGCGCUACGGCGUGGAGAUCGAGCUGAGGAGCCGCCUGGAGAAGUUAAUCUCCCAGAAGCCCCUGGGGAACUCAGAGAGCGGUCUGAAGAUCCCGGUGGUGUGUGUGGUUCUGGACGGCGGGCCGGGCACUCUAAACACCAUCUUCAAUGCCAUGCUGAACGGGACCCCCUGUGUGAUCCUGGAGGGCUCCGGGAGGAUUGCGGACGUGAUCGCCCAGGUGGCGGGGUGGCCCCUGGCUCGCGUUACCAUCGCCCUCAUCCACCAGCUCAUGAGCAAGUUCUUCGGCAGCGAGUACAACACCUUCUCUGCCCUGAAGAUCAUAGAAUGGACCAAGAAGAUUCAGGACAUCAUCAGGAUGUCUCACUUGCUGACCGUGUUCAGAAUAAGCGAGGAGCAGCACGGAGAACUGGACGUGGCCAUCCUCCUGGCCCUCCUCAAAGUCUCCAGGAACCAGGAGACGGGGGCCAGGGACAGCUGGCAGAGGCAGCUGGAGCUGGCUGUGGCUUGGAACAGGGUGGACAUAGCGGAGACGGAGAUCUUCACGGAGGAGAGCCAGUGGAAGUCCAGGGACCUGGAGCAGGCCAUGUUCUCCUCCCUGACGGGCCUGAAGCCAGAGUUUGUGCGCCUGCUGCUGGAGAACGGGGUGAGCCUGGGCCGCGUGUUGGCGCAGGACGACGCCCUGUGCGACCUCUACAACCACCUGCCCGGCUGCUUCUUCCUCAGCCAGACGGUGCGCCGCGUGCACAGAGGGGCCCGCAGCGGGCCCCAGGGCCUCUUUGUGCGGGGUCGGGCUGCGCCGGACCACGGUGCCCGGAUCUCCAUGAGCCACGUGUCGGAGGAGGUGCGCCAUCUGCUGGGCAGCUUCACCGAGCACAUCUACCCCUCCAAGGGCGUCAGCAACGAGGGCCGCGACGAAUACUCCAUCACCAUAGAUCCACAGGAGGCGGGCGGGGAGGGUUCCAGCGAGGCCCCCAGGGACCCGGGCACGGACCUGUUCCUCUGGGCCGUGCUCCAGAACAACAGGGAGCUAGCCCAAAUUGGCUGGGAACAGUGUAAAGACUGCAUGUGUGCUGCACUGGCAGCCAGUAAGAUCCUGAAGAAGAUGGCAGAGGAGGUCAAGGAUGCAGAGGAGACGGAACAGAUGAUGGAGCUAGCCAACAUCUAUGAGAAACACGCUAUAGGAGUAUUCAGUGAGUGCCACAGUUGUGAUGAGGAGCGGGCCCAGAAGCUGCUGAUCCGGGUGUCCCCGUCCUGGGGCCGGACUACCUGCAUCAGGCUGGCCCUGGAGGCAGAUGACAAGGGCUUUGUAGCCCACCACGGAGUCCAGAUGCUGCUGACCCAGAUCUGGUGUGGUGAGCUUGCUGUGGAGAAUCCUUUGUGGAGAGUCUUCCUCUCCAUGGUAUUCUUCCCCCUCAUCUUCACCGGCUUCCUAGGAUUCAGACGUGACGAGGUGAUCCAGAGAGAAGCUCAGAGGACGGAGGACAUCAUCACCAUGGAGACGAUGACAGGAAGUGUAUGGCGGACCAACGGUAAUACGUUUGAGCCCCCCAGCACCAAGCAGCUGCAGCCCCUGAGGGGGUGUUCCCGGUUGGCCAGCCUGUACGGCUCGCCCCUGGUGAAGUUCUACUGGAACAUCCUGUCCUACUUCGGUUUCCUCUUCCUGUUCGCCGUGGUGCUGAUGGUGGACUUCCAGAGCGCCCCCUCCUGGCUGGAGGUGCUGCUCUACAUCUGGCUGGCCACCCUGGUGUGUGAGGAGGUCCGGCAGCUUUUUCAUGACCCUGAUGGGUUUGGAUUCAGCAAAAAGGCCAAGAUCUAUAUCAGUGACCUAUGGAACAUUCUGGACGUGCUGUCCAUUCUUCUCUUCAUCAUCGGCCUCGCCUUUAGGCUAACGACAGAGCUGUUCUACGCGGGGAAGAUCCUCCUCUGCAUCGACUACAUCGUGUUCUGCCUCCGCCUGAUGGCCAUCUUCACCAUCAGCAAGACCCUGGGCCCCAAGAUCAUCAUCGUCAAGAGAAUGGUCAUGGACUUGUUCUUCUUCAUGUUCCUGCUGAGCAUCUGGGUGGUGGCGUACGGCGUGGCCAAGCAGGGCAUCCUGAUCCACAACGAGGGGCGGCUGGACUGGAUCCUCCGGGGGGCCGUGUACGAGCCCUACCUCAUCAUCUUCGGCAACGUCCCCACCAACAUAGACAAUGCGGAGUUCGACAUUGAGUCAUGCACCAUUGACGGCUCCAACCCCCUAAAGCCCAAGUGCCCGCUGCUGAACGACCACCAGAUGCCCGCCUUCCCGCCCUGGCUCACCAUCUUCAUGCUCUGUGUGUACCUGUUGUUCGCCAACAUCCUGCUGCUCAACCUGCUCAUCGCCAUCUUCAACUACACCUUUCAGGUGGUGCACGACAAUACGGACAGCAUCUGGAAGUUCCAGCGGUACGAGCUGAUCAAGGAGUACCACACCCGCCCUGCUGCCCCCCCGCCCCUCAUCCUCUUCUCCCACCUCUACCUCCUUAUCCGUCAGGCUCUGCUAUGCAGGCCGGCGCACAAGAGCAGUGAAUUCAAGGUGGAGCUUCUGCAGGCCGAGGAGGAGGAGCUGCUGUCCUGGGAGGCUCUGAUGAAGGACAACUACCUGCUGUCCACACGACAGGAGCAGAGCCAGAGCAUUGAGCGACGCAUCAAUGACACCGCCCAGAAGGUCAGCACCCUGGCAGAGGGACUGGAACAGGACAGCAGCGCUGCUGCUGUGGCCAAACACCUGGCCCGGCUUGAGGAGCAGGUCUCCCAGUCGAGCAAGGCUCUGCAGUGGAUCAUGGACAGUCUCCAAACCCAGGGCCUCCACGCUGGAGAGGAACCGCCUCAACUCACAGCGGAGAGUGAGCCUCCAGGAGCCGGCUCGGGAGAAGGGGAGCGAGAAGAGGCCGGCUUCCACGUCAAAGCCCGGCUCUUCAGCUACCCCGGGGCCAAGGGUCCCCGCUUCCCCGUGCCUGAGGAGAUGGUCCCAUGGGAGGUGACCUUUGGAUCCUACGACCCUCCGACAUACGACCCGGAGGAGAGCGAGGACUGCCUUGAUGGAUCCCACAGGAAAGCCUUAGAAAAACACAGGAACCCUGGAGGGAGGACCGGCCUCAUUGGCAGGGGGGCCCUCCCCCAGCUGGGGGCCAACCCGGUGCUGGAGCUGGUUCUGACCCGUUGGAGAAACCAGGACCGAUCAGCCUUAGAGUUCCUGGCUGUCUGGGACCAGUUCCAGGAGAGCUGGGCUCUACCUGGGGGGCCUGUGCAGUCAGAAAACCACCUGCCAGCGGCUCUUGAGAAGAUGAUGGGGAAGCAGCUCUACCAGUACAUACAGGAGAAGGUAGAGGAGGGAACUAAGGUGUUUGAAGGCUAUGUAGAUGAUGCCAGGAACACAGACAACUCCUGGGUGGAAGUGACCGUCCUGGCCCUUGAACUGGACAGAACCGGCCCUCUGAUGACCAGCAUCAACCUCAUGGUGGCCCACACCAGGGGGUCCGCGGAGGUGUUGGAGUGGCAGGAGGUGAGUGGCAGGGCUCGUCUGAGUGCCUACCAGAGAGACAGCCUGCUACACGUGGCAGAGCUGCACCACAGGAAGUUCUAACGCUCCUCGUUUCUGAUUGGCUAGCUGUGGCUUCAGACUCACAGUUACUUUUAUUGUGGAAGUGACUCCUUGAAGUUCUACAGUGCACAGAUUUCAAGCGCCAUAACUUGAGCAUCUUUCCCCUUGUAUGUGCUAAAGCCUGAGAAGGUCUUUAUUUGUUUACUGCACCAGUGCACCAUUACUUUGCUCAUAAGAUAAUCAAAGGAAUGUUGGAACACUUACAGUGUGGAUACUACCUGUCGCUGACCUACUUCAUUUUUUAAGGAAUACAUGUAUAUUCCGCUGUAUCCAAAGAUCCAAAUGAUUAUCAAGCACCAUUGGCCUUAAUAUUUAUUAAAUCUAUAAUGUGGUCAACAGUGGGGCACUUCAUGGUAGACUUUAGCCUACAUCCUCACCAAAUGAUGUAUCAAUUAAAGAUUUGUUUUGAUAAAAGUAUAUGCGUCUAUAGUUCCUUUUGGUUGCAAGUUAUAAAAGAAAAUACACAAAGCAUGCAAUAUGUAUCUAUACAUCUAUAUCUUCAUCUCUGGAAAAACAACCAUCUAGUCUAGUGGAACCGGCCGGGGGUAGAUAAGGAUGAAACACAACAACCAAAUAAUAUUGUCAGAGUAAAAGUAAAGGUGGAAAAAGUAAAAGGGUUUUAUUUUCACAACGUUACGCAAUACAUAAGUAUAACAGAGCCUCAAAACAAACUUGUGGGGAAAUGAGGGACCAAAAGGAAGUUGCCAAACAAAUUAAACAAGUAUAACAAAAGUAUGCCUAACUAUUCACUAACUCUGCAACCAAAACCCCAAAAAAUAAGGAAAAAUACAAGGGGGGCAACAACCAACUGACCUAAGGGGUAUUCCAUCAACCAAGCUAAACGCAAAGCAGGGCUUAUAUCGCUAAGCCUGGCUACUUUCAGUUAGAGUUCCGUUCCAUUAACGUGACUUAAGGGACUCUCCGCUAAGUAACGAUGCGAAUUUAUCCGACCAAACUAACCAGGGGCCUCUACGAAUAGUCAAAUCUCCUAACCUUUAUGCCUCCUUUCCUUUACCAUUGUGGAAAACUUUAUCGGGGCCAAGGAGAGACAAAAAGGUGCUUUCUUUCGAACAUAGGAAAAGACAGCACUGUUUAAAAUGAAUUCCGACUCCACUUUUCCUAACCGAUGUCAUUGCGCGACGGCGAGUAUUGCUGACCUCUAGCAUCUCUCGUGGAACUACAGUUUUCCAAUUGGGCUACAACAGGCACUCUUCCGAUCCAUGCAUUCUUCUCUUAUUGAUUUCAAUCAGGUUAUCCCCAACAGUGAGAAUCACUUUGGUCGGACUUGGCUAACGGGAAUAUUUUAGGCCACGUAAAUCCCAACUCACAUGUAAAACAAAAAGAGGCUCAACUUAUGUUGAUGUUGAAAAUAACUGCCCCCAGUACCAAGUGUUUCUUAAAUGUGUAG